Molecule: messenger RNA, 6382 nt
Organism: Nothobranchius furzeri (turquoise killifish)
Lineage: Eukaryota; Metazoa; Chordata; Actinopteri; Cyprinodontiformes; Nothobranchiidae
Gene: angptl1b
Product: angiopoietin-like 1b
Biological process (GO): cell surface receptor protein tyrosine kinase signaling pathway
Source: RefSeq, a predicted model, not a curated record
GGAAGGCAGGGCCGAGCAACAGGGACACAUCCUCCAUCAGCCUCCCUCCUUCUGUUCAUGGACCACCCUCCACUGCUCCCUCGCUCCGCGGCACCUUCUCUCUCAAUGAGAGCAGAGAGUCAGCCUGAGCGUGAGGAGACGGAGCAUGGAGGGCAUGAACCUGCAGGACAAACUCAACUGAGACACCCUUUGGACAACAGACUCACACAGAUCGAGCCCUUGUUGGAUGACAGCGAGAGGAGCAGUCAUGGGACUGGACAUGUGGAGCCUUUUCGUGUUGUUUUGCUUGUCUCUCUGGAGCAGCAGUCAAGCCUUGACCAAGAACCCCAUCUUCUCUCGGAUACGAAGAGCUCCAGAGGCCAAAGAUGAAAAUAAGAAAUGCUCCUACACAUUCCUGGUUCCUGAGCAAAAGAUCACAGGCCCCAUCUGUGCUGCCCAAGGCUAUUCCACUGACAAGGAUCGGGUGACGCGCCUGGAUGUGGCCUCGGUUCGUGAUCUUUUGUCAAGGCAGCGUCGGGAGAUGGAAACUUUGAAGCUAGUGGUGGAUGUGGAUGGCAAUUUGGUGAAUGAGAUGAAGCUGUUGAGAAAAGAGAGCAGAAACAUGAACUCCAGGGUGACCCAGCUUUACAUGCAGCUGCUCCAUGAGAUAAUCAGGAAGAGGGAUAAUUCACUGGAGCUGGCUCAGCUGGAGACACGCAUCCUUAACGCCACCGCUGAAUCAUUGCGCCUGGCAUCUCGGUACAGGGAGCUGGAGGCCAAAUACUCAGCCCUGUCUGCAAUGGUGAACAACCAGUCUGUGCUGAUUGGAGCCCUGGAGGAGCGCUGCAUGCAGCUACACAGUCAUCGGCACGAGCAGUCACCCCACGGACCUCCGCUGGUGCAGGUGGUGCCAGAGAACAUUCCAGUCAGUGUGCCACGUUUCACCAAUGAGAUCCAGAGUCGCAACACUCGAGGGUUUGCCUUGGAAAGGGGCUCUCGCUCUGGUCCAUCACCCACAAGCAGCACUCUAGAGGUCCAGAAGUCUCCUGAGAGGAACUUCAGUACAGAAGGUCCCUUCAGAGACUGUCUGGAGGCUCAGGAGGUGGGACACAGCGCCAGCGGCAUGUACCUGAUCCGACCGGAUGAAGCGGAGAGGCCAGUGCAGGCCUGGUGUGAACAGGACAUUGACAACGGGGGUUGGACCGUCAUCCAGAGCAGAAGAGACGGAUCAGUUAACUUCUUCAGAAACUGGGAUAACUACAAGAGUGGCUUUGGCAACAUAGACGGGGAAUACUGGCUCGGCCUGGAAGCCAUCUACAACUUAGGAAGGCAGGGAGACUACAAGCUUUUGGUGGAGAUGGAGGACUGGAUGGAUAAGAAGGUGUACGCGCAGUACAGCAGCUUCCAUCUGGAGCCAGAGAGCGAGAGCUACCGGCUGAGGCUGGGCACCUACCAAGGCAACGCUGGAGACUCCCUCAGCAGCCACAACGGAAAACAGUUCACCACUCUGGAUCGAGACAAAGACGCUUUCUCAGGUAACUGUGCCCAUUUCCAUAAAGGAGGCUGGUGGUACAAUGCUUGUGGCCAAGCAAAUCUUAAUGGUGUCUGGUACACUGGAGGGGUCUACCGCAGCAAAUUUCAAGACGGGAUCUUCUGGGCGGACUACGGUGGCGGUUUUUACUCCAUGAAGUCUGUCCGUAUCAUGAUCAGGCCUAUAGACUGAGGCUGCCAUCAUCCAGCUGCCAAUCCUGGAUUGAAGUUCUUAACCAGUGGAAUGUGGUCAACCAUCAGUAACAGACACACGUAAAAGAGUUUAGGGACAUGAAUCUGUCUAAAUGACCUAACAAAGAGAGGCCACAAAACCUCAAUGGCGCAAAUAUCUCAGAACCAAAAGCAGCUACCUCACCAUAAUAAAUGUCAGCAAACCAUUGAUGUGUAUGAAGAGAAAACAAAUGUCUCCGCCUACUUUUAGAGCUCAAAUGUAACGCCGUGAAUCCAGGUCCGGUGACAGCCAUGCCCAGGCCCAAUCCCGAUAAUUGCACUGUGCCCUAUGGUCUACUGUGAAGUGCACUUGGAAGCAGCGUGCAGUAAGGCUUCGAGUGUGUAGUGCGCGCAAGUGUGCAAAUAACUGCCGAAUUGGGACAGGGACCAUUGUAUCAUCGAUCACAGCACAUGCUGGGAUUCUGGUCGCUGACUCAAAAACAAACAAUUGACAAAAUUUACAUUCAUUGCUGUUCACAUUAAAUCUUAGUCUAAGACAUUCAGAGCAUGAAUACAUGUCAUUAACCAUCUUAAAGGGAACUUCUUUUGUUUGAAAAUGCAUAUUUUCAGUAAAGGCACAUAAGCCAUUGUGCUGCCUUCUUAAAGAGCUAAUUGCAGGUUAGAGACUCCCAUGGACCAAUGUUUAGAGAAACAUAAUAGAAACUCGUUGUAAACAUUUUUUAACAGAAACAUAAAUUAUUUAGGCUUUUAGUCAUUUUUGUGAGAACGUUUUUUUUGUCCAAACCAAGUGACGUCAGCUGAAGGAGUCCUAUUAGUUUUGUGCUGACACUUCCUGUUGUCAGCCAGCUGGGUGAGGGCGGAGGCGGCUUCUGACGCGCUUCUGUUCAUAAAUCAAACCUCCUUUUGUCUGUGCGUUAGUCUUGUUUAUUUUCUUUUACAAGCAUUAGCUGGUGUUUUACAUGAUGCGGUUCCAAGGAUAGUAGUGCUCCCAGUUGAUCAUCACAAAAAGGAAGUAUAUUGUGCCAUGGUGUCGCGAGCGGUAAAAACGUUUGCUCAUCCCGCCACCCAUGCGUAAUCAUCUCUCCCGAAACACCUGAGGACCCACUUAAAUCACAUGUGACGCACCCAACACCACCACCACCACAGAUGAAAGCCCAACCCACAAAAUAAAUGGCUCCUACAUCUCCGGCCCCUAAUUGUGAUAGAAUACACAAUUACAAAAACUUAUGGAGCUUCUUGAAGUAGAAAGAUUUUUGAUAUGGGUCUUUCUAGAACCCCAGUCUUAGUCUUCAGUUCAACUGUUCGUACAAAGCCAGAUGAAAGCCCAACCCACAAAAUAAAUGGCUUCUACAAGUUUAAUCCAGAGAAAAAUACGGAUUCUAAUGCGGCUGUGACACAGAGGAAACUUUAAAUGAUUAUAAUUUGACUUCUGAUGGACCAAAACCAUAAAGUUAUGAGUUUGCUGCUCGCCCCAGAGAGCAGAGACAAACCAGAGGGAGAAACCAUCGGCCAAAUCAGAGAGAUUGAGGAGAAGCAGCGGGGGAGCAGCAGGUGAGUUAACGAUGCUAGCUUAAACGCGUGUGCUAACAUCACAGUGUUGUACAGAUUACUAUCGUGUACCACACAGUUAAAAUAGUAUCGGUUUGUUAAUAUAAUAUUAAUACUAAUGAGCGUCUGUCAGCUGUCUCAUACUCGUUAAUAUCCGUUCAUGUAACGUAGUUUAGCUCUUAGUGAGAGGGAGAGAGAUCCCUGUCAUCCGGUUCUGGAGCUCAUGCGGGCUUCUGUGAGAUGGAUCCGACCUAGACACCAGCGAGCCAGUCGAGCUGGUAUUUUUAAAAGCCGCGCAUCCUCUUCUGGUAGUCCAGGCGGCGGUUCUGAUCCGGUUCGGAACCUGGAAACCAGCUGACCCGCUGAGCCGCGAAUCUCUUCUGGUGGUCAGUUCUGAUGGUGAUCUGAGUUUCAGAAAUCCACAUUUAAUUUUUUAAACCCCGUCACAGGGAGUCCAGCGCAGACCUCCCUGUCCCGGUACCGACCGAUGUGGGCUACAGAAGUCCGUCUUUUCAGCUGCACAAAACGCCCUCAGGCACGGAGAUAGAGGCGUUGUUUCUCUUAUCUGGAAACCCGUGGACUCGAUGUCCAGACAGGCUGGAGUUGGUACAGCCUUCACAAACAAUAGUUUAUCAAAAGGAACACAAUCCAACACUAGUAAACACACACACUGACUGGAUCACAUGACCUCUCUACCCUAAAACUAGCCACUCUCCACACUGAGCUGAGGCAGCGCUGAGCUUCUAACUCCCUUUGGUUACGUCAGAGGUUCAGAUUUAGAAAAAAAAAGCCUUUUUAGAAGUUUUGCUGAAAAAAGACACUUUUUACUAGAAAAACUCUGUUGUUAUGUAUUUACAACGAAAUAUCCACAAUAAGCAUUUCAAAUAGUAUUUUUUGAGCAUUUUAUAUGAAUUAGAAAAAAAGUAACCUGCAAUUUGCUUUUUAAAAUUCCCGCACAGCUAUGGAUUGUGGGUAAUACCCUUUGCCUAAGUCAGCAUAAAUGCAGACUUGGGCAAGUGCGGGUAAAGGGUACAAAAGGGGCGUGGUCAACUUCCACACUUGAGGAUUGGGACAUCCUAUGCACUUGCACCCCUGGACUGGAACGAGUAAAUGAAGGGCGCAAGCGUACACCAGGCGUGUUUUGAUUACACGUUCAGCUGUAAAUUUUAAAACACAUGGAGUGUGUGCAGGUUAGUAGGUGGGACUUUCAGCCCUUAUCUUCUGACUCACAUCCUCGGUGAACACAUGGAUCAGAGCGGGCACCUGCCAGUCAGUUUUAUUUUCCUCACUAGCUGUUGAAGUGUCCUUGAGCAAGACAUCCCCCUAUUCAUCCACCCACACACACACUUGGGGUGUAGACUGCAUACUGUGAGAGGAUGAAUGUGACGUGUCAGACCUAUUUGAGUGGUUGGUAGAUUAGAGAAAUGCACCACAGACAUGAUCCAGAACCCAUUCAGACCCUGGUCCACAAAUACAACAUGGCUGCUCCCCUCAACGGGAUUUUAUGGCUAACAACUGAAGCCGGAGACGCUUGAUCAGUCUUUAGACACAUGCAUGGUUUGGUUCUAUAUUUAUGAUUGAUGGUGCGCAUUUGAUAUUUACUCUGCUGCAGGUGCUUGAGCUGCAAAACACCUCAUUUACCUUCAUGACCCCCCCCCCCCCCCCCCCCCCAAAAAAAAAAGCUAAGGCUUGGUUUAUGCUUGAUGCAUUUACUUUCCGCUUGGUGAUGCGGCUCACGGAUGGAACGAGCUUCACAACUUGCAGCGUUUACGGUUCAUACGGCUUGUCUCUGCGGUGAGCCAAUAUUCUCCCAAACUGUAGGGGGCAGCAGGGAGCUCUACGGCAUGCAUCCAACACUACACCAUAGUAGAAGUAGAAAUUACUGUUGUUUACAACAUGGCAUUCCAGCAUUUUCUAACAGCGUGCUCGUUUUUUCCGACAGUGCGAGCUAUUUCUCUCCAAGAAUUAUUAACAACAUGUUGAUCACGGUGAUCUCUGAGAGCUGAAUCAUACAAAUGUCUGUAUUUACGAACCUCUGCCAUACUAGUUCUUGCCAGUCCGCCAUGUUUUUCCGCGUCCGACCGUCCGCGUGGUUAGAAAAUUUCCUAGGUGCGCGGUGCGGAAAGUUUGGGCCGUGCGGAGGCGCGUGGUUGUUAAAAUGACGCAAUUUCGCCGCGCGGAGCCGUGCGAACCUCGCGGACGUGUCAAGCAUAAACCAAGCUUAAAGCACCUCUGUUGAUGUACCUUAAUGCACUAAAACAGUGGUGCUUUUAUUUUAGAUCCCUAAAACAAAAUUUCAUACUGCAUGUAAUAUUAUUCUGUCCAAGUGCAGAUGACCAGAAAGUAUAAUAUAUGUGUGUAAUUAAGUUAUCAUAACAGUGAAAAGGACCAGGUGUCCUGAGGGAGCGGUGAAUGAUCCUAUGGAAAAUAGGAGCUCUUUCCUCCGCUGUAAAAAGGACAAUCAUUCUCAAAGUGUGCUGGCUCAUAUGGAAAAUGCUCUUGUAUGUUUUUCUCGUUUGGACUGUGAUUAAAGUUCAGUACCACUAUGGGAACACAAGCAUUGUUGAGAAACACACACACACACACACACACACACACACACACACACAAAGAAAAAUGCCUACCAGGCACAUUGAGAGUUUUAAGUGGCGGGACAGACAACGAGAAACACAUUUCUGAAAAACCAGACAGGAUGGAGAACGGGGGUGAGGAAGGGGGGAUGAACUGGGAUGGAACCAGUCCAAAUUUCCAAGACUUUUUAAGAAAUCUUUCACAUUAUCCCUCACCCCAAUUUUGCCAUUAAGUACAGAGAAAUGUGCAUUCUUUCCACACAGUGGAACAUGAACAUGAGUGGAAGUGCUUUCAGAGACCUUCUGUUGGAUGAGAAGGGUUGAACUGCUGGGUCCACGUUGAACAGCAACCCUGCACACAUAAAGCACCAGCCAGUCUGAAAAUAGACUGUUUAUUGUGGUUCUUUUUCUUUGUUUAUAACCACAGAAAAUCCCACACCCGUUAGAUGAUGUAAAAAACUCACAGUGGUCAAACCCGGCUGGACACGCAAACACUGCCACAGACAUGUAAUAAACAUGGUAAAGCCUUCUCACAAUUAAUGAGCAAUAAAACUUCAAACCAG